Penicillium cosmopolitanum is the source of this 2094-nucleotide messenger RNA. Its product is annotated as putative chromatin remodeling complex subunit (Arp8). Lineage: Eukaryota; Fungi; Ascomycota; Eurotiomycetes; Eurotiales; Aspergillaceae. Bases 1 to 2094 code for a protein of 697 amino acids. Gene Ontology annotation, biological process: regulation of DNA-templated transcription; double-strand break repair. The transcript has 5 exons. The record is from RefSeq and is a predicted model, not a curated record. Gene Ontology annotation, cellular component: Ino80 complex.
AUGGUGGGCAAGAAAUCAGGAAAGGCCCUUCGGGAUGAAGGCCUGGAGCGAACAGACAAUAAUAUGGACCUAUCCAGCUGGCCUCAAAUUCCGGCGAUCAAUCAGAAGAACUAUUACACUGAUUACCUCAAGAGAGAUGACCAGAACCUGGCAUUCAGACUCGCGAAUGAAGAGGCGCGAACCAAGAUGACCAAAACUGCGAAGGAUCGGGAUCGUGCCCUCGCCAUGGCUAAGCCUGAAGCGACAGAGGCCGAGGUGGAGGCGGACGGCGAUGCCAACAUGGAGGAUGCGGAUGAGACACCCGAGGAAACCGUGGGCUCCAAGGUCAUUGUCAUUCAUGUCGGAAGCCAGAAUUUGCGCAUCGGUCUCUCAAGUGAUGCUUUGCCAAAGACCGUCCCGAUGGUCAUUGCCCGCAAGUCAAAAACAAGCGAAAGCGAAGACCAUGAUGAGCCCAGGCCGAAGCGGAUGAAACGGGAGGAUGGCACCGAGGAGGAGCCAGAGAAUCAAUUUGGGCCUGAGUGGUCUGCUGACUUCAACAGGAUGUCAUCAGAACUCAAAGUACGCAUGCGACAGAAUAAGCGACGCAUGCUACCCAAUUCCAAGGACAUGGUUGUGAACUACAACCGGAGGCAGAGACCAGAAAUAAUCUCUGAGCAUAACGACCCCUCGCGUGUCGAAUGGACUGAAUUGUCCAACCCCCCACCGGAAUACAUUGUCGGACAAGACGCACUGAGAAUUCCCGACUCCUCAAAGCCCCGAUACAAGCUUUAUUGGCCUAUUCGCAAUGGAUGGUGCAAUGAAACUGACUAUCAAAGCAAGACGAUGCUCUAUUUGGACCUUUCGUUGAUUCUCGAGGAUGCGAUCAAAAAUCAAUUGGGUCUGACUUCCAAGAAAGACUGGCUUCAAUAUUCAUGCGUAUUUGUCAUCCCCGACUUGUACGACAAGACCUACAUCACUCAGGUCCUGGAGAUGUUGAUGCGCGAGUUCUCCUUCGCCCGAGUAUGUUUCAUCCAAGAGAGUCUGGCGGCGACCUUUGGUGCUGGUUUCACCUCCGCCUGUGUGGUCGAUAUAGGAGCGCAGAAAACAUCAAUCUGCUGUGUAGAAGAGGGUAUGUGCGUGGAAAAUUCGAGAGUGAACCUGAAAAUGGGUGGACAAGAUGUGACCCAGGCCUUUGUGAAGAUGAUGCUGCACGAUCAUUUCCCUUACUCGGAUAUCAACUUGUGGAGACGCUAUGACUUCUUGCUAGCUGAAGAGUUGAAAAAGAAUCUCUGCACGAUGACCGAGGCGAACGUUUCCCCUCAAGUGUUCGACUUUCACCUUCGCGUGUCUGGCGAGGACACCCAAAAACACACAUUCAGGGCUUUCGACGAGGUCCACUUGGCACCUAUGGGAUUCUUCGAGCCUACCAUAUUUGACAAUGAUCACAAGCUCGACGGUCGACGACGCCUUAUUGAACGAUCCGUUGAUAUCUAUGAUGGCCAAGCCAAUGAUCCUACUUCUGGCGCCCAGUCGGAGAUCAUGACUGCUCUUGCGCCUGCACUUACACCAAAUGGAACUGCCAACGCGGAACCACAGGCAGCGCCGUCCGAUGUGCAAGCAACUCCCAGCCGUCCUGCGACAUCCAACCCACUAGGUCGAGUUCAGGAGCAAGAAGCCACACCUCACUCUUCAGUUGCUGGUUCCCCGGCACCCGAGGUUGCGGCAACUCCACAGACAGCUGGGGCCAAUACUCCUGCCGUUUCUGCUCCGACUACACAGCCUGCUCGCCAGGCGAUGGAGCACCGAGACGAUAUUCUUCCGGUGUAUGCCUUGGACAAUGCAAUCCUCACCUCAAUUGCUCAUGCUGCCCGCUCCGAUGAGAAGAAGAUGCGUGACUUUAUCGGAGGUAUCAUGAUUGUUGGCGGUGGUAGUUUGACGAGUGGACUUAAUCUCUUCCUCGAAGAACGGCUACAACUUCCUCCGUCCAGGAUUCGCCAAAGAAAUCAUGAUUGGAGUGCCACCCAGAGACCUGAGACCCACAGCUGGAUUGGGAAACUCGAGUAUGACCGCUUAGGGCACCGCUUGAUGGCUUACAAGUGCAUGUGGGCAUACUGA